GUUAUGACGGAAAAGAUCUGAAAAUGCGAAUAAUGCAAUGAACCAAAAACACAGACAAAUAAGCUAUUUUUAUAUUAAUUAACUAAAAAGUGAUUUUCCUAUAAACUCGAUUUGCGCCUGCGAUUCUUGCCACUCCCAGAUCAUCGCUGUUCAACUUUGUUUUACAUCAAAGCACGGAAAUGGAAGGGACUGUUUUCGCUCCUGCAUUGGAAGGAAUAAAGAAUGUUAAGUCUGAACAGGGAGAGAUUCUGUCACAGCCUUUCUUGGAAGUGUGCAAGCAGAUACUUCCUGUUAUAGAAAAGUUUGGAGCGGCUAUGACCCUUGUUAAAUCUGACAUAGGUGGCAAUAUAUCGAGAUUGGAAUCUAAAUAUUCAUCUAGUCCAACCAAAUUCAACUACCUGUAUAGUUUGGUACAAGUAGAGGUUGAAACUAAAACUGCCAAGUCAUCAUCCAGUUGUACCAAUGGGCUUCUUUGGCUUACGAGAGCAAUGGAUUUCUUGGUGGCACUUUUCCGGAACUUAAUUGAGCAUACAGACUGGUCAAUGUCACAAGCCUGUACAGAUUCCUAUAACAAGACUCUAAAGAAGUGGCAUGGAUGGCUUGCUAGUUCAAGCUUCACUGUAGCGAUGAAGCUUGCUCCUGAUAGGAAGAAAUUCAUGGACGUGAUACAGGGAGGUGGUGAUGUUAAUGCUGACAUAGAGAAAUUCUGUACCACCUUUUCUCCUUUCCUCGAAGAGAAUCACAAGUUUCUGGCUCGAUUUGGUUUGGAUGAACUGAAGGCUUCAUAAAGCAGGAUUCACUGUCUAUUGAUGAAUGAAUGGUUCUGGCAUGCUCACCCUCUUUUUUGGUUGUCUUUAUGUUUAUGCUCCAUGUUUCUCUUUUGGCAUCCAAAAUAAUAAACAUGAUAACAAAAAAAAAAUCAAUGACUUAUAGUUAUUUACCUUACAAAUGACUUGUUUUCUGCUUGGUGGUAUGGAAUAUUGAGACAUAUGCAACUUUGUUUGGCAUGAAGUAAAUUUAUUGAACUAAA
Molecule: messenger RNA, 1030 nt
Organism: Vicia villosa (hairy vetch)
Lineage: Eukaryota; Viridiplantae; Streptophyta; Magnoliopsida; Fabales; Fabaceae
Product: glycolipid transfer protein 1-like
Exons: 7
Coding region: 180-788 (202 amino acids)
Biological process (GO): ceramide transport; intermembrane lipid transfer
Cellular component (GO): cytosol; membrane; cytoplasm
Molecular function (GO): ceramide 1-phosphate transfer activity; ceramide 1-phosphate binding
Source: RefSeq, a predicted model, not a curated record